GCUGAGCCUCCUCGGCGGGCCCGGCCUCGGCGCUGGGCAUGCUCAGUGGGCCGGACCCGGUGGAGCGGCGAGCGGCACAGGCACCAAGAUGUCCAACCGAGUGGUCUGCCGGGAGACCUCAGCUGAACGCCCAGCUAGAAGGUUGGCUUUCACAAGUACAGUCUACGAAAAGACCUGCUAGAGCCAUUAUUGCACCCCAUGCAGGAUACACGUACUGUGGGUCUUGUGCUGCCCAUGCUUACAAACAAGUGGACCCAUCUAUUACCCGGAGAAUUUUCAUCCUUGGGCCUUCCCAUCAUGUGCCCCUGUCUCGAUGUGCACUCUCCAGUGUGGAUAUAUAUAGGACUCCUCUGUAUGACCUUCGUAUUGACCAAAAGAUAUACGGAGAGCUAUGGAAGACAGGAAUGUUUGAACGCAUGUCUCUGCAGACAGAUGAAGAUGAACACAGUAUUGAAAUGCAUUUGCCUUAUACAGCUAAAGCCAUGGAAAGCCAUAAAGAUGAGUUUACCAUUAUUCCUGUACUGGUUGGAGCUCUGAGUGAGUCAAAAGAACAGGAAUUCGGAAAACUCUUCAGUAAAUAUCUAGCGGAUCCUAGUAAUCUCUUUGUGGUUUCUUCUGAUUUCUGCCAUUGGGGUCAAAGGUUCCGUUACAGUUACUAUGAUGAAUCCCAGGGGGAGAUUUAUAGAUCCAUUGAACAUCUAGAUAAAAUGGGUAUGAGUAUUAUAGAACAAUUAGAUCCUGUAUCUUUUAGCAAUUAUUUGAAGAAAUAUCAUAAUACUAUAUGUGGAAGACAUCCCAUCGGGGUGUUAUUAAAUGCUAUCACAGAGCUCCAGAAGAAUGGGAUGAACAUGAGCUUUUCCUUUCUGAAUUAUGCCCAGUCAAGCCAGUGUAGAAGCUGGCAAGACAGUUCAGUGAGUUAUGCAGCUGGAGCACUCACAGUCCACUGAAGCUCCGACCCUCAGGGACACCACCUGCACAGACUCUACUCUGUCCAGGGUCCAGCCUAGCCUUUACCACGAUGGUGGUUUUGGUGUGGGGGGACUCUGAAACCUCAGACUAAUAGAACUCUCUUCUUCUUUUCUAGUAGGUGUAGUCCUCCUUAAUUUCAACUCAUUUAAAAAAUGCUUUAUAGUUUGGGGCAGUGGAAGGAAGGCUGGAAUCAAAAUAUUUGCCCAAUUGGCACACAGUGACUUAUAAAGCAUUUAGCAUAACUGAAAUUUGCACUCUUUGCAGACUCAUGCACAUAUAUUCCGCUUUCAGAAUAGUUUUGCAAAUUGUACACAGACGAAGGGUGGAACCAUUUUAAUAAAAGAAACUGCAUUUAUAAAUGAUCUGUAUUAGAAUAUAAGAAGUCUCCAGUUAUAGAUGAUUACUACCCAUGUUGUACAACAGAUACCUUCUAUUUUAGUUGCUAAUAAAGGGCUACACAACUCAAAA
Molecule: messenger RNA, 1437 nt
Organism: Psammomys obesus (fat sand rat)
Lineage: Eukaryota; Metazoa; Chordata; Mammalia; Rodentia; Muridae
Gene: Memo1
Product: mediator of cell motility 1
Source: RefSeq, a predicted model, not a curated record